AUGAGCGCCCGUCCCCGGACCCAAGCGCCACCGGAGGGCACGCGAGCGCCGGUACCCAAGCGCACACCGACACAGUCGCCACCGAGCUCCAACAUCAUGAUGGACGGAUACGACGGGCUCGUGGUGCCCAUCACGCCGGGCCAGCCCUACCGCGUCCCAAUCCCGCUGCUGCCCAACAGAGCCAACUACACCUCGCCGAUGACGAUCGACUUCCACGUCGACGAGAUCAUGUUCAUGACGCCGCGUGACAAGCACCAGCUGAAGCGCGGCCACCGCGCGCUUCUCUCGCGCUUCCAGGCCGUUCAGGCCCGCCUCGAUGCGUGGAAACGUCGUGUGGUCGCCUACAGGCUCCAGCGGGUCCGAGGCCACGACGACCGAGCCCGGUGCUUGGACCACGUGCAGGGCUUCUUCGACCAGCUCGGACACCUUGCACCGCAGUAUCGCCGUUGGGAUCUUGCCGCGCUCGAGGACACCGACCGACUGCGCGAGAUCAUCCCACCCGAGAACUAUGCCGACGCAAUCUUCUACCAUAACGGUGUGCUCAAGAAUGCAAGGAGCGACGCGUACUGCUUGGCAAUCUACACCGUUGUCCGUGACCUUGCAGGCUACGUCGAGACCCUGGAAGACUACGACCUGUUCCCCAAGAGCUUGAGGGAGUGUACCGAGUUCACAACGUUCCGGGAUAGCGUGGCCGAGCUGUGGUGGUGGCUGCAGGAGGCAUGGGAGCUCAACCCCAGUCGGAGGAACAGCAUGUCGUCGCUUGCACUGGCUAGAUAG
Vanrija pseudolonga is the source of this 777-nucleotide messenger RNA. RefSeq lists its product as uncharacterized. The coding region runs from base 1 to 777 and encodes 258 amino acids. NCBI's taxonomy places the organism in Eukaryota, Fungi, Basidiomycota, Tremellomycetes, Trichosporonales, Trichosporonaceae. The transcript has a single exon. The record is from RefSeq and is a predicted model, not a curated record.